UAGCGCCUCUGUGGAGGAGUGUCCAUGUUUGCUAUUUUGUUCAGCCACCAAAGAGUGACGCGUCCUUUACUCGUUGUCUGUUGACGGUGAAAGUUGCCCCGACAAUCCGACAAGACCCUGAUACAAUGACAGACAACGGCCUAGUAGCAAGUCCAUACCGGUGCUGGAGGCGUCCAGACUUGCCCAGCAAGUGCACCUAUGGCUCAAGCAAAGACUCCCCUCACAUGCAUCGCAAAUGCGUUGAGAAGCCCAAGAUCAUGGAGACAAUCCUGGAUAACAUCGGACAGACACCGCUCGUCAAGGUCAACCGCAUCACCAAGAAGGACAACAUCAAGUGUCAACUCCUGGUCAAGUGUGAGUUCUUCAACGCUGGCGGGAGUGUAAAGGACAGGAUCGGUCUGCGGAUGAUCUUGGAUGCCGAGGAGAAGGGACAUCUGAAACCUGGAGAUGUCCUCAUCGAACCCACCUCCGGAAACACAGGUAUUGGUAUCGCCCUGGCGGCAGCGGUGAAGGGCUACCGCUGCAUCAUUGUGAUGCCAGAGAAGAUGAGCAUGGAGAAGGUGGACGUGUUGCGAGCUCUGGGCGCGGAGAUUGUUCGGACCCCCACCAGUGCUGCCUUCGACUCCCCCGAGUCCCACAUCGGGGUGGCCCGCCGUCUGAUGGAGGAGAUCCCGAACUCCCACAUCUUGGAUCAGUACCGGAACGCUAGCAACCCCCUGGCUCACUACGACGGAACUGCAGAGGAGAUCCUCAAGUCCUGUGAUGACAAGCUGGAUAUGCUGGUGCUGGGUGCGGGCACGGGGGGCACGUUGACGGGCGUGGCCAGGAAGAUUAAGGAGCGGUGCCCCAACUGUAAGAUCAUUGGCGUGGACCCCGAGGGCUCCAUCAUUGCCGAGCCAGAGGAGCUGAACAAAACGGACAAGAUGUUCUACGAGGUGGAGGGCAUCGGCUACGACUUCCUGCCUACCGUGUGUGAGAGGAAGUUUGUGGACAAGUGGUACAAAUCGGUGGACAAGGACUCCUUCAUUAUGGCGAGGAGGAUGAUCCGUGAGGAGGGACUACUUUGUGGUGGCAGUUCAGGGUCAGCCAUGGCCUGUGCAGUGAAAGCCAUCCGAGACUUUGGCCUAAAGGAAGGUCAGAGAUGUGUGGUCAUCCUGCCGGACUCCAUCAGGAACUACAUGUCCAAGUACCUGAGUGACGAUUGGAUGAGCCAGCGAGACUUCCUGGAACUAGACCGCCAGGUGGAGCCCUCCAAGGAGUGCAGCAGCUACAGGUGGUGGAGUUUGAAGGUGAACUCCCUCAACCUUCAGGCACCGCUGACAGUGACCCCCAGCGUGACGAUCCAAGAGACCUUAGAGCUGCUGAAUCGGGAGGGCUUCGACCAGGUCCCCGUUGUGGAUGAAGCUGGAUGCAUCUUGGGAAUGGUAACCGUCGGCAACAUGAUGGCGCAGGUGGUAAAGAACAAAGCCAAGUCUAACGACCCUGUGUCCAAGGUCAUGUACAAACAGUUUAAGCAGAUCCACAUGGACACAUCGUUGGGUCAGCUCUCCCGGAUGUUGGACACAGACCACUUCGUCCUUGUUGUGCACAACCAGAGACAAUCAGACGAGGGAGGCAGCUUAAUGUCCAAGAAACAGAUGAUUUUUGGCAUCGCAACAAGGAUUGACUUGCUCAACUUCAUCACACAACACGAAAACAUUGAUAAAUCCAAACAUGAGGACAAGUAGAACAGACGUUACUUGAAACAGAGGCCACUUGAAGAUGAGGGCAUUACUUGAAGCAGAGGUCAAUUGAAGCAGACGUUACUUGAAGCAGAUGCACUUGAAGCAGAUUUUGCAAAUUUAAAUUGCUGUGGUGUCCAUAUGUUGUCUCUGUGAGCUGACUAUGCCAUGAAUCAAUCUCAUUAAAAUCCGAUCUUAGUCCUCGCUAUCGCUAAACACAGAUUUGAGGACAUCCCAUUUAGGGUCACGUCAGAACGACCUUUCAUCCAACCAAUCAGAGCUUUGCUUACCAGAUCAUGAAAGUGACUGUCGGAAUGUGUUUUCUAAUCAUGCAACCACGAAAUAUUUAACAUGGGGUAUUCCGAACGACAGUUAUGGGUUUUAUUAUUAUAUCCAUACAGUCUAGGCCAUUUAUAAGCCAUUCCAGAAUGUUCUUAUCAGUUUUUAACUUUUUUAAUCGAGAAUACUCAAAAUAUGUUUCGAAGCGUAGUCGCCAGUUUGAAACUAGUGUCCUAAAGCUCGAGAAAGCUGCCUUCUGAUUGGCCAAUGUCGAUUUCUUGUCAGUCAUUUCAUUGGUCAGUCAGAAUUCGCAAAAGGUCAUUCAUGACUCUUAAUGGGAUGUCCUCAGAUCUUUGUUCAGCGGUAGCGAAAACUAAGAUCUGAUUUUAAUUAGAUUGGCCAUGAAUUAAACCAACAUUUCUCUCCUUACAUAAACGUUCAUGUACAUAGUUCUACUUGUCGGCUUGGGCUAUUGUGGAAACCGUUGAUCUGAAGAUGUUUUGUUUGUCAUAGAUAUUGUUUUUUCAUGUUGCCCUGAGUAACUCUGCAGUUACUUUCUUGGACCAACCAUUUCUUACUCUUGGAGGGGGCACGGGUGGCCCAGUCGUCUAAGGCGCCGCGAUUCGCUGUGCAGAGUUGCGUACCUUGGGCGCACCAGAAACCUAUGAUUGUGGGUUCGAAUCCCGGUUCGCUUAUGUUUCUAGGUUUGUCAGCUCCAUACCCGUGCUUGUGGGUUUCACCGAAGUGGUAAACGUCUGAGACCUGCAUCACUUCGGGCUUUCCUCCUACAUUAAGCUGACACGCCGUGAUAUAACUGGAAUACUGUUAAAAGCGGUGUUAAACCCAACUCACUCACUCACUCAUCUGCUUGUUUGACGAUUCUUUCAGGAGGAUUCACAUUCCGAAUUUUAAAGCAUUUCUACUUAUAAUCACAGGGUUUGUUUAUCAUCUUGACUGUCACAAUAUUUGGUCGCCAAAUUAAAGGAAGUCAGUGAGCGAUACCCACAGGCUAGAAGACCUGAAGUAACAUGUGACCUAAUUAUGUCACCAUGCAAUUCCCUUUCUGCACAUGACACUUGUUUAAUAAGUACAUGUUAAGGUUCAUGUCCUCAAAAACCCAAAUCCGUUAAAUAUGACACAAUGACAUAGUCAUCACUUAGGAUUAAACAUCAAGGAGGGAAUGCUUAUGACAACUUACCAGAUCAUUCGUGACCAACUCGUGUUAUUCCGGGACAAGCCAAAUAGCGACUCGUGCCCCGCUCAUGGCCAUUUUUGCGACCGGGUUCCGUCUUAGCGCAAACGGGCAUACCUAAAACAAUUGUCAACUCGUUGCGUAAUGGUUCACAUAUAUUUCCCCAUAUAUUAUAUAUAUUUCAAAUGCAAUUUAAUCCACAUCGGGACGUGCCGAAUUAUACAGUAUGAUUGAACACAUUUAACUGUCUCUUUUGGUAUAUUUUUAGAUGCAAGACAUAUGUAAAAUCAAAAAUUAUUUCUGAGGGAUUCUUUCACGAAGAACUUGAAAUCAUGCGCGCAUUCUUAUUUGUUUUUGUCGUAUUUUCGCACUUAACAUUCAUUGAUAGGGGACGAGUCUUCUUGCAGGUUACGGAAAGGGGCGAGUGGUGACGAAUGCUUACCAGAUGAGCAAUUAGCUACUUAAACAAAACUUGGAUCUUUUUUGCAAAAAAUCUCAUUUCUUCAGAGAAAAGCCAGACUUUUUUGAAAAAUUGCUGUUCAAGUCCACAUAUUUAUUUUAUUUUUAUCCCUCGGACCAGAAAUAAGUAAAAUAUUUAAAAAAAUGUUGUUUACUGUAGCUAGCAAGAUAAAUAAGUUAUUUAAAAUACAUUAGAACAUGGCCGUAGUUAACUUUUUGUGAUGGGGGGGGGUUGGUGGGGGCGGAAUAUUUGUACACUUGUCUCCAACUUGUAUUUUCAUGAUUCAAAUAAACUGUUUUCUAUCCAAAAACUUGAAGUUUUACUCUAGGAUUUCUGUUAAUUGGGUUAAUACAUUUUUCUUUGGGUAACCAAUAUUUUUUCACUCAUCUAUUGAUCACUCUAUUGUUUUUUUCUCCAAAAAUUAGUGACCAUUUUAGGAUUUAAAAAAAAGUGAAAUAAUGUUUUAGAUAUAUAUAACUGUUCUAAAUAUAUAGGUUUUGACUCGGAAAGUAAAUUAGAUAUUUGUGUUUUGGAAAUUAGCUCCUUUGUACCCAAGUUGAAAAAGCUUCAAUGGGUAUUUAUGCAUACUGUUUUAAACAUUUAAGUUUUUCAAUUCAUGCAUGUGUUUCUGUACACAAGUUAAUUGAAAGUUAUUGGGUUUUGAAUAAAAAAUGUAUUUUUUUUUUUUUUUUUUUGGGGGGGGGGGUAUUUUACGCAAAUACGCAGCUUAUCUGUAGCUCUGUAUAUACAUACAUUUUAUGUGAUAAUGUAUUGGAGAUAAAUCGGUGAUUUUGUAACCUUGUAUCCAUUUGUUUUCUCUAUCUAUGUUCAUUCUAUCCGUGUUCUUCAGCCCUGUAAUUAAAACCUGUUGAAAACUAUCUAAAAAUUUACAAUGGCAAAAAAUUAAAACCUGUUGAAAACUAUCUAAAAAUUUACAAUGGCAAAAAAAUAUUGCAAAAAUUCAUAAAAUAGGGCUUAAAAAAAUAAAAGAAUUGGUUCUCAGGCAAUGGUUUUUUAAAAUAAAGUGCGUGCGGGCGGUGCCUUUUCUUUCUUCUUUUUGUUGUUGUUGUUGUUGUUGUUCAAACUAGUAUGUAACCAAAUACACAGUACGGCCUCCCUACAUAAAUGUAUUCCUUGAGUAAAAUACUGGAAUACAGUAUUUGACUACUGUUGGACUUGGAGUUUUAAAUUAUUAUUUUUUAAAUUGAAAUUAAGACGAAAUGUGCGGUGAACUUUAUGAUCAUGUAAAAUGUAUUCCUUGACGAGUAAAAUACUGGAAUACAGUAUUUGACUUCCAUUGGACUUGGAUUAUUUUUUUUUAAAUUUUAAAUUGAAAUUUAAAUGAAAAUUCGGGUGAACUUUAGGAUCAUGUAAAAUGUAUUCCUUGACGAGUAAAAUACUGGAAUACAGUAUUUGACUACCAUUGGACUUGGAUUUUUUAAAUUUAUUUUUUUAAAUUUAUUUUUUUGAAUUGAAAUAAAAAUGAAAUGUGCCGUAGACUUUAUGAUGAUGUAGGCGGUGCCUGAGAACCAACAUUUUUAUUAGCCUGAGAUAUCUGGUCUUUCAGUAUUUGUUAACACGUUAUGGACAACGUGGAUCUGUUUCCUGCAUGACACAUACAACUGCUUUAUCUUGUCUAGUUUACUUUGGUUUCCAUGACAAUCUUGUUUGUACAAACUGCUUGAUAUCUGAAAACAGAUUUAAUGGUUUGAUUUUCUCACCUUCUGGGUCGGAUAUUAUGGCAGAUACGGUGUGUGUAUUUAAAAGAUUCAUGGAAAUUCAGAAUAUAUAAAAAUAGAGGAGCAGUGCUUAAACUUUUUUCAUCUGUUUAAUCCAGAACCUAUUAUGCGCUUAAAGACUUAAAAAAAAUAUAUUUAAAAAAUGUACCAAAUUAUAUAUAUGUAUCAACGUAAAAGAUUGGGUCAUCUUUUUCAAACUGGAUUGUGUUUUUUAUGGCAUCAAUCUUUUUUUGAUUUGCCUGUGUAUUGUCUUUACAUGCAUACAUAUUUUGUUAUAAUGUUUCAAAUAGCAUUCCUGAUAUUUUACAAUUAUUAAAUCAUUGCUCAGAUCAAUUUUUGAAAUGCUCAUAUUUAUAAACUGCUGCGAGGAGUGGAUCAUUCUUUAUGGGUUGGUGCUUCGAGUGGGGCAUUAUCGGUUCACUAUUUUGAGGAUAUUUUGUCCAACAUUGUUGCUAUAGUGAUGCAGGCAAUCUCAUUAAAAUCAGAUCCUUGUUCUCGCUACCGCUAAACAAAGAUCUGAAGACAUCCCAUUAGGGGUCACGUCAGAAUGACCUUUCAUCCGACCAAUCAGUGCGUCGAUUACCAAAUUAUGAAAGUGACUGUCAGUAAUUGAUUUCUAAUCAUGCAAUCUCGAAACUUUAACAGGAAGUAUUCCGAACGAUAGUUACGGGUUGAACGACCGAAAUCCUUACAUUCUCAUCUAUUAGUCAUUCCAGGAUGUUUUUUUGUUCAGGUUUCAAAUUUGUAAUCGAGAAUUUGUCAAAAUAUGUUUCGAAGCGUAGUCGCCAAUUUGAAAUUUGUGCCGUAAAGCACGAGAAAGCUGGUUUCUGAUUUGUCAUUCCAUUGGUCGGUCAAAGUUUGCGCAAGGUCAGUCUGACGUGACCCGUAAUGGGAUGUCCUCAGAUCUUUGUUCAGCGAUAGCGAGAACUAAGAUCUGAUUUUAAUGAGAUUGCAGCCAUGACAGCAAACAAGUCGACCAGUAACAGUUGUCGUCAGUUAAACAUUUUCACCAUAUUUAGAUCGUAAUCAACUACAGAGUUUAUAUGAAAUAAAAAUAAAAAUAAAAAAUAAAAAUUAUAUUGAUAAUGUUCCAUGACAUAGAUGGUAUAAGAGAGAGUGUAUUUAUAUUGUUACCAUUGUCUGCCAGGAUAUCUUGCCGCGGGAAUGUUUUCGAUGGCGACAGUGGGGGUCCACUUGUGUGAAAUAGCCCCAUACAUCGUCCGUCUAGAGUGGCCCCCUGAACCUGUACCUGCGACACUACGGUAGUCAUGUUCCAUUCUCAGUUGUUUUUGUCAAGGGUGUAACAAUAUUUUGGGGGUAUCAAUUUUUUUGCGAGCGGGCGGUGGGGAACAGAUACAUACAAAACAUUUCAGAUUAUAUGUAUUUAUUUUUUAUCAAAAAGGGGAAUAUAAAGCCAUAUGUGUAUUUGACAUGUGCGCCUUAUUAAAAAAAUUCAUAUUUACUUUUUAUGGCAAAAGGUUGAUUAAUGCUGAUGGAGAAAAAUAAGGGAACAGUCAUAAACUAAACGAAGGUGUACCAGUCGUAGAUGUUGAUUUUGUGAAACGUUCUCUGAUUUGACAAUCGAUAUGUACGAUUUAGCACAAGAAAUGGGUUUGAUGUGGAAAGAGUGCAAACAAGACUUUGAUAAAAAAGACUAGAGGACGCUCUUGCCUCAGGAAGAUGGAUAUUGCCAGGCUCUGUCUUUGUUUGAGGCCAGUCAAGCUGUAUCAUUGUGGUCUGUAGUAACUGAUACUGGACCAGAUAAUCCAGUGACUGAAACAAAGAGUGACGUCCUGGGCCCCUAAUGGCAGGCAGUCCACAGCUGGGGACUCUCAAUAGGUAUUGAUGUGAAAACUCUAACUGAAUCCUCUUUAUGGCUCUGUUCCCUUAUUUUUGUCCAUGAGUAUAUUGUUCAUUUUUGCAUUUGCAUCAUUUGGACAGCUGUGGUGGACCUGCUUGUAGGUUUGCUGUGCAUUUAGUCAAGGGCGGCGUUCAACAACACGAUCUUAGCACAAUCUUGUCGUAAAAAGUCUUGUGUUUUGAUUUAAGAUCUGAACAUGUACUCUUUAGUUAAUCAUGACAAUAUAUUUCUGUCCAUUUUUCACUUUUGUUCUUUUACAGCAACUAAAAGAAUAAAAGUUAAAAUAAACG
Haliotis rufescens (red abalone) is the source of this 7542-nucleotide messenger RNA. RefSeq names its product cystathionine beta-synthase-like. The coding region runs from base 126 to 1727 and encodes 533 amino acids. Lineage: Eukaryota; Metazoa; Mollusca; Gastropoda; Lepetellida; Haliotidae. The transcript is spliced from 17 exons. Gene Ontology annotation, cellular component: cytoplasm. Gene Ontology annotation, molecular function: cystathionine beta-synthase activity; cysteine synthase activity. The record is from RefSeq and is a predicted model, not a curated record.